Molecule: messenger RNA, 597 nt
Organism: Volvox carteri f. nagariensis
Lineage: Eukaryota; Viridiplantae; Chlorophyta; Chlorophyceae; Chlamydomonadales; Volvocaceae
Exons: 2
Coding region: 62-388 (108 amino acids)
Biological process (GO): cytoplasmic translation; translational elongation
Cellular component (GO): ribosome; cytosolic large ribosomal subunit
Molecular function (GO): protein kinase activator activity; structural constituent of ribosome; ribonucleoprotein complex binding
Source: RefSeq, a predicted model, not a curated record
CCUUCAACACCCGGUCGUUUCACACCUGUUAGGGCCUACUUCGGCUUAAACAUCUUUCAGGAUGGCGACCUCCGAGCUGGCUUGCACCUACGCCGCCCUCAUUCUCUUUGACGAUGGUCUGGAGAUUACGGCCGAGAAUAUUGUGACAAUUACCAAGGCCGCCGGCAUUGAGGUGGAGGCCUACUGGCCGAGCCUGUUUGCCAAGCUGUUUGCUAAGAAGAGCAUGGAGGACCUCAUCACCAACGUCGGCGCUGGCGGUGGCGCUCCUGCUCCAGCGGCCGCCGCCCCGGCAGCUGGCGGUGCUCCGGCUGCCGCUGCAGCUCCCAAGAAGGAGGAGAAGAAGGAGCCGUCCGAGGAGGAGGAUAUGGGCUUCUCCCUGUUCGAUUAAGCGACAGCUUUUUCGGUUGUCUUGUAAGGCUUUUCGAGGGCAAUGUCUCCUUUUUGCGUUCCACCAGCACACGCUGUACUAAUUCUUCGAACAGCCAAGUUAUGUAAAUGGCAGUUUAGCGGAACAGAGCAGAGGCCCUGAACAAUAUAGGAAGCAGCAAGCGGGAGGCUUUAUAGUGUCUUUACAGUGUAAUUCUUGCAUCAGUUGCA